CGUAAAUGUAUUCAUAACACCGAAAGUGCAUCAGUUACCAUAAAAAGGUUUAUUGGAUAUUUUCUUUCAAUAUACGCACCGCUUCUGUAGUUAACAGAUAUUAUAUUCAGUGCGUAACAUAGAGGUUCAUUCCAUUCUUUCAUUAUUUGGGUAGGUUAUUGAUGUACAUAUUAAUCCUAUAUCCUAUUUGCGCCUACAGAUAUAUGUUAUCGGAUGCACCCAGCACACGCAUCAACUAGUCUACGUUUUAUUGAGUCUUUUUAUUGUACAUACGAGGAAACAUUCCCAAGUGUCAAGUUGCUUUUGAGUUGCGAGUAUGAGCAUAAGGUAGGCCCCAGUGAGAUGUGAAAAAUCCAAAAAUGAUAGGCGCCCUUAGGUCUUCUGUCCAGAGUUAUAGACAUUUUACUGAAAUUGUAGCCUCUAGCAUAGUAAAUGCUAAUAAAUCGAAUGGUGGUAUUUCGACCUAAGAUUUUGCCCACAGAUAAGUCUAGUUGUGAGUAGGAUACCCUGAAAAUUUCAGCCCAAAAGAAUGUUUCUUUCUCGAGAUAUUAAAGUUUCAAAAAUCACUCAUAUAUCACGGAAGAUGCUAGAAUUUUCUGUUUUUUGAGACUUUAAUAUUUCGGGAAGGAAACAUUCUUUUGAGCUGAAAUUUUCAGGGUAUCCUACUCACAACUAGACCUAUCUGUGGGCAAAAUCUUAGGUCGAAAUACCACUAUUCGAUUUAUUGGUAUUUAUAAUGCUAGAGGCUAAAAUUUCAGUAAAAUGCCUAUAACUCUGGACAGAAGACCUAAGGGCACCUAUCAUUUUGAGGUUUUUCAUAUCUUACUGGGGUCUACCUUAUGUUCUUACUCUCGACUCAAAAGCGAUUUGACACUUGGGAAUGUUCCCUCGUUAGAUUCUGCCCAGUCGACGUGUUAGAAGUGUUCUUCGAACUAUUGAGAAAAUUAUACAUUGAUUUAACUAUUUUCGCUUCCGUAUAAGCCAUUAAUAUUCAGUUCUAGCUUGAUUUUUCAAUCUGUCUUUUUUCAGUUUUGCACCAAAAGACACCAAUCCAAAGCCUUUCAUUAAUCGUCAUAACUGAUACUCAAAGCAUUAAACAGAACUAUUUUUUUAUUUAGGUUCGAUCCAACAGCUUUUCGACAUGUGAUUAUCACAUUAAAAUAUAAACUAUUUUUUUUUUAUUUAAGUUCCAUUCAACAACUUAUCAAAAUGUAGGUAUCAAUUUAAAAUAUAAAUGAUUAUUUUUUUUAUGUAGGUUCGAUUCAAUAAUGUAUCAAAAUGUUCAAUUCGACAAUUUACCGAAAUGUUCAAUUCAACAAUUUAUCGAAAUGUAAGUAUCAAAUUAAAAUAUAAACUAUUUUUUUUAUUUAUGUACGAUUCAACAGCUGAUCGAAAUGUUCAAUUCAACAAUUUAUUGAAAUGUGCGAUUCAACAACUGAUCGAAAUGUUUGAUUCAACAAUUUAUCAAAAUGUUCAAUUCGACAAUUUAUCGAAACAUGCGAUUCAACAAUCUAUUGAAAUGUAA
Molecule: messenger RNA, 1525 nt
Organism: Rotaria sordida
Lineage: Eukaryota; Metazoa; Rotifera; Eurotatoria; Philodinida; Philodinidae
Source: the annotation of a GenBank genome assembly